GGCUCGAGUUGCAGGCAGCCGCCUGUCCAGCCGCACGACCUGCGGAUCCGGCCGCCAUGCCCGGCGAGACGGCCUGGAGCUGCCCGGGUGACGGCGGCGGGCACGGCGCGGCCAGCGGGCCUCGCGAGGGCUGCUGGCCCCCGUCGGAGGACGGCGGCGAGAGCCAUCUUGGCUCCAACAUGGCCAGGAGCAGCAUGAGAGGGUGUACGAGGGGUUCGAGAGCCUUCGCAACGCAGAUCUCCGCCGAGUCCAACGCGAGCGCGACCACGGUGGCAAGCUCCGCAGAGCUGCUCGGCUGGGAGUGCUCGGAGGACGCACGGCUGCCGGAUGAGGAGAUGCUCAGCCGGCAGUGCUCGGCCACGGCGCAGCAGGUGCUGGAGGAGGAGGUGCUGAAGGAAGCCGUCCGCGGCGCAUGUGCAACGUGCUCCUUUUGCGUCACCGUGGCGGAUCCCAGGUCUCCAGACAACCCGCUGAUCGCCGUCUCCGAGGGCUUCGAGGUCAUGACGGGCUUCAGGCGCGAAGAGAUCUUGGGCGUCAAUUGCCGCUUCCUGAACUCGGGCUGCAGCAUGGACCCCGUCACCCUCCAGGACUUGCGCCAAUCAUGUGAGACGGGGCAGCCUUUCACGGGGGUGCUGACCAACCGCAGGAAGAACGGAGAGCUGUUCCUGAACCUCUUGGACCUGAGGGGCCUUGCCGUCGGCCGUACGCACACGGGUGAGGACAUCUGGUUCCUAGUGGGGAUCCAGGCCGACGUCACUUGCACCGAAGAAGGCGAGCUGCCGAGUCAGUUGCCCAAGCUCAAGCAGGUGGCUGACGCAAUACGAGCGCGCAUCGCCAGUGACUUCGGCGCGUUGCCAGGGUGGGACACCCGCACCGCAGACAGAAGGAUAUUCGAGGACUUCCAGUGGCGAGGAGGAGCGCACUUGGGCCAGCCACCAAGCAGGCGUGGCAGCAUCUUCCGUGAGGUCUCGACGCCGGAGAAGGUUGGGAACGCGGUGGCGCAUCAUCAAGACAGUGGCAACCAUUUGUCCGUUCUCAAGCAAUCUGCUCUCGUGCGCCCACCAGGGUGGCCUUGCGCAGCGCUUCUUGGUGCCCUCGGCCAUGCGGGUAUGUCCAGAUUUGCACCUACGGCCUGCCACGCAGGUGAGUUGAGCUCAGCGGCGCAGGCGCUUCUGAUGUUGAUCCUCACCGGUUUGAAGUACAUUACUUAGGGGAUAGUGCUAUUAGAUACCAGCUCAUCAGUUUGACCGUGCUGGUUGAUGGUGCACACGAGUGGGGAGGGAGAUGGAAUUGAGCAAGGGUUGGGGCGAGGAUUAUAGGCAGGCCACGCGGGCAUGUCCAGUCCUGGAGCUGCGACUGGCUUCGACCUUGCAGGUUGUUUCCGUCUCCGCUGGGUCUGUUCAGUGGCACGGCUUCAGUCUGCCAAUCUGUUUCGCUGAGGAGCUGGUCCAGGUUUCUGUGGGGUCAGGCUCGUCCAGCGGUGGCACGCAGGUGCGCCGCAGGCUUCCGCCCGCUGGAGGGCGCGUACACGGGGCUUCGCGCCAUUCAAUCCUUCUCGGCGAUCGUGGUCAUGCUGCUUUAGCCGGAGCUGUCCUCACGGCCUGCCGCACAUGUGGGCCGAGCACAGCGGGUCAGGCGCUUCUCAUGCCAAGCGCCCUCGCUCCCACGCGCAGAGGGAGCAAGUGAUUUUUCAAUAUCAGCUGCCUGCCUGCCAUGCGUGGGCUGGGCGCCAAGCCGCCCAAGUGAGCUCCGUUGAGAUGGGGUCGGGGGGUCGCACCGCAUCGCCGAUACAUAGCCGAUGCGGCGCGAUCCUGAGCACGAUCUUCUUCGUCCCGUCGUCGCCAGUAGGAUUCUCUGGGUCCGCGGGCACAGCGGCGCGGGCGUUUCUGGUGCUGGCUGCCUCUGGUCGGACACCCUGGGUAUGUAAUUUUUACAGGAUGCCCACACUGUGUAUGCCAAUGGUGCACGGGAGAGGAGAGACAGAGGGAUGUGGGCGAGCAACACGAAAUUGUCCAAACACGGAUGUAUGCAUGGCCUCUCUGCUGUACAGUGUUUCCGUCACCGCUGUGGCCAUGUUUCAACCCAUGAGGUUCUCAGCAGCGCAGUUUCAACAUGGAAUCCCGUGCUUGCAGAAGAUAUUGGCCAGGCCUUUCUGGGUCUAGGCUCGCAGGAAAAAAGAAGCAAUUCGACGGACAUCACCACACCAAGACGUGAUGAUGGUUUAGCCACUUUUUAGAAUUGAACUUCAUUUUUGAAUGCAACGACUUGCGCUGUGUUACCUACCUGUGUGACGAUGGUGCGAUUGGGACCAGUUUGGGACACUCUCCCUGGAGGAUCUCGACCGCUAGGCUUCGCGCUUGGCUGGCGCCCAAACGUUCCUAGAAACUGGCACAGAUUUGAAGGAUGCUGUCUGCCGUGCGGGACAAGGCCUCCACCUUCGGUGCACCUCUGCACGCAGCGUUCCAUCGUUUUGUCUCCCCAGUAUUGCGCGCAAUGAAAAGAUUUGCGUCGCAACUCGGAGUAGUAGUGCAGAGUUCCGUGCUUGCAGGAAUCGUGAUCUCUGUGUUGGAAAAG
Molecule: messenger RNA, 2574 nt
Organism: Prorocentrum cordatum
Lineage: Eukaryota; Dinophyceae; Prorocentrales; Prorocentraceae
Source: the annotation of a GenBank genome assembly